UGUUAGAGAGAAAACUUGUGUUGUUCAGUGUUGUGACUUUUUACACUUUUUUUUGCAAUAAUAAUUGUUAAUUAAUUAUAAAUUGUUAAUAAAUCGAUUAAUUAAAUUAUUCUGAACAAAAUGUGAUAUAAAUUAUUGCUGACUUUUGUGAAUUUUGGCCAAAAUUAAUGGACAUGUCAAAGCUUUUGGAGCUGACAAAGGCAGCUAUUUAUUUGUUAAAUAAUGGACAAAUGAUACAUAACAAGAAGUGUUGGUAAAAAUCUGAUGUGCUUUUGCAAUUAAUUAAAAAACAUUGUUCAAAAUGAGACUAAACAAAUGACAAAAAUGGUUUGUCAUUGUAGCCAAGAUGGUUUUUGAGUACAUUGCAUCAAAUUCAUUCAUGGCUAAAACAUUCGUUUUGCCAAUACAUGUAACAUCAUAUUUAAACAAUGAAAAGAGACUGCUUUAUUUACAACAACCAGGACUAAAAUGUUUAAAAUACAACAUGAACAAUAGCAAGCAAAUGGUUAUAGUGUUAAAAGUGUCAUAAAGUACGUCGUUGAUUUGAAUUUGCGCUAUCAAGUGAUCGUUAAAAAUGAAUCAAAUUGUUUAUAAACUAUUAACAAUCCUCUACCAGUACACUUGAACCAGCAACAAAAUGAAUAAAAACCAAUCAUCAAGACUUGAUAUACGUAUGCUUCAACAAUGAUAAUGAAAAAUCAUUACUUGAUUAUGUACAUGCUGCAUGUUCAAUUGAAUUCAAAGAAUGUCAAGUUUAAAUGAAAUCCAACACCUUAUGAGUUAUUUAAUAUGAUUUUAUCAAUCUUUUACUGGAGCAAUUAAUAACAUCACAUGGUUCUGGUAUCAAUGACUCUUAGACUCUAUCUAAUGUACCACUUGUUGUUGUUAUUGUUCAACAUUUACCAAUUUAUUCAUUGAAAGAGUCAUUGGAAAACAGUUGAUGUUGCUCAUAAAUCAUAACAUGUUGGGUUCGUGCGUAUAAAAGAAUAUACCGCCUCUACUGAAGAGCUUGCCUCUAUCAGAGCGCUUGCCUCAAUAGCAACGACGUGUAUAUUAUCAACUCAACACUCAACAGACAAUUUGAGAUCUUCUUUUGAAAUUGGUCUCUACUCUCUUGCCACUUUCAAAUCAUAACAAAAAUUUUAUUAUCAAGUCAAUAAUUAUAUCAACAUUAAGUGCUUUAUAAACAAUACAAGUCAAUAUGUGUUAUUAUUUUUUUUUACACUUACAAGUGGUUAUGAAAAGUAGUGAAAAGUAUAUUUGAAAAAGUUUUGGUGAAAAGUGAUGAUGAUCAUAGUUUUGUAUGUGUAGUGGAGUGUAGUGAGUUGUGUAGUGCUUGUGUUUCAUUAUUGAACCUGUUGAUGAUGAGGUUGAAUCAUCACAUGAACUACAUGGAGUACAUCAUCAUCUGGUCUUCAUGGAGUGCAGUAUCCUGAGCAAUUUUGAUGAUCAACGUGGGAAGAUGAACAUCCGUUUAAAAGGCGCUGGUGAAGCCGCGUGACUCCAGCCUCCCUUGUAAGAAUUGCUGGCAUCUACUCACUAUCACUUGGAGGAUCCACUGUGUCGCAAAUCCAGUCCACAAAUACCCAGACUCACUGUCACUUGGGGAUUCCACUGUGUCAAAUUCAGUCUACAAAUGCCCAGAGCAAUUUUGGAUACAAAAUAUGGCCUGAAACGUUGGCAAAUUGGUGAAAUAGCAUCAAAAAUUGGCCAAUUAUAUUAUCAUUAUUAUUUACGUACAUCUGAAACAAGUUAUUUACAUGAAGCAUAUUCAUUUUAUGCUGCAAUACGUGGACGUGCAUAUUACAGUAGAGCAGCUAAAGAAGAUCGUAGUGAUUUAAUGGUAAAAAAAUUACGAUAUUAUGCACGUUUUAUCGUUGUUUGUUUAUUAUUAAAUAAAAUGAAAUUAGUACGUGAAUUAAUACAAGAAUUAGAUUUACAAAUUGCUGAUUAUGCAUCAACAUAUGAACCAGAAGAUCAAGUUGAAUGGAAUUUAGUAUUAGAUGAAAUUAAAAAUUUUGUUAAAGCUGAAUCAGCUGUUGGUGUAUUACAUAAUGAUGCAAAUCCAAUAAUAUUAACACAUAGACUUGGUCCAUUAACAUCACCACCAAUUGAACAUUCACCACCAAUGUGCCUAACAUUACAAGAAAUAUUAAUUGUUGGUAAUUGUUCAGAUCAAGUUAAAUUCAGUGAAUUAUCAGUUGAUAUGUUUAGAAUGUUACAAACAUUAGAACGUGAACCACGUGAUGAUCCAACACAUUUACAUGAUGCAUCACCAGCUGGUAGAUUACCAUUUAGACCUGGUCCAUAUCCAGCUGAAAAUGGUAUAUCAAGAAGAGAUAAUCCACAUAAAUAUUUAUUAUAUAAACCAACAUAUAGUCAAGUACAAGUAUUUUUAGCAAGUGGAUUUAAAGAACUACCAGCAAAUGGUGCAUUAUUACUUUAUUUAUCUGCUGAUGGAUGUUUUUCAACAGUUAAACAUCCUGAAGAGAUGGGAUAUGAUCUUGGUGGUGUUUCAACAAGCAGUAAAAGAGAUCCAGAACAUGGUAAAAGAACAAGUGGUGGUAAAGAACCACAUUGUCUUUAUCCAGGUGAUCUUUAUCCAUUUACAAGAAAACCAUUAUUUGUUGUUGUUGAUUCUGAUAAUAGUUAUGUAUUUCAACAAAUACCAAGAUAUUUUGGUCAACCACUUAUGGUACUAAUGUCACCACAAGAAACACCAUCAAUAUUACGUGAUUUACGUCAUGGUGGUAGUCUUUUUACAUUAUUUCUUCAUUCACCACUUGCCGCCUUUUGCCUUAUAUGCAAUGUUGGAAGUCUUGCUGUUCAUCAUUGGGAACGUUGCCAAGGAUAUGUUGAACGUUUUCUCAUUGAAGCUUGUCGAUUAGUCAUACGUUCCAGAUGUGAAAGCAGUAUUUUGCAGUUUUUUGGUGAUGAUUUUCUUCGAUUAUUACUUUUACGUUAUGUAUUUUGUGAUAUUGUAUUACAUUUACAUCGUUCAUUUCGUGGACGUCAUCAACGACCAUGUUGUCAUCCACAAUUACCAGAAGCUGAAGUAUUACAACAUCCAGCAUUACAUCAUAUUGUCAUGGAACUUGCAUCAUGUAUUGAUGCACGUGAUAAUUUUACUGAUAACAAUGAAUUAGCCUGACCCCGGUAUAAUCAACAUUAUGAUAAUAAUUAUGAACGUAAUUAUGACACAAAUAAUACAUAUAAAAAAUACCAAAAUUACGAUUAUGAUGAUUAUUACAAUUACAAUAAAAUCGUUAAAUUGAGACCUCAUUAAAAAUUAACAAAAAAAAAAAAAAAAAAUUACGUGAGUCUCAAAAUUCAUUAUUAUAAUAUAUUUUAUAAUAUAUAAUUAUUAAAAUUUAUUUUAUUUAUUUUAUUUCAACAAUAAUAAUAACAAUAAUAAUAUUUUUAUUAGUUUAAAAAUGUUUUAUUUACUCAAUAUAUAAAAUUAAUUUUUAAUUUUUUUGAAAAUUAAUCUUUAAUAUAUUUCAAAUAUAUAUUUAUUUAAAAGAAUAUAUAUAUUAAACAAAAAAAAAAAAAAAAUAAUAAAUAAAUAAAGUUAUAAUUUUAUAAACUCAAUAAACCCGUUUACCUAAAAAAUGUGAUAAUCAAGAUAUAAAAAGAAAAUUUAUUGGGAAA
Aphidius gifuensis is the source of this 3651-nucleotide messenger RNA. Its product is annotated as protein SCAI. Gene Ontology annotation, biological process: DNA-templated transcription. The transcript is spliced from 9 exons. Gene Ontology annotation, cellular component: nucleus. Gene Ontology annotation, molecular function: transcription corepressor activity. NCBI's taxonomy places the organism in Eukaryota, Metazoa, Arthropoda, Insecta, Hymenoptera, Braconidae. The record is from RefSeq and is a predicted model, not a curated record. Bases 1637 to 3151 code for a protein of 504 amino acids.